This is a messenger RNA of Protomyces lactucae-debilis, 995 nucleotides long. RefSeq lists its product as uncharacterized. Lineage: Eukaryota; Fungi; Ascomycota; Taphrinomycetes; Taphrinales; Protomycetaceae. Bases 129 to 926 code for a protein of 265 amino acids. The transcript has a single exon. The record is from RefSeq and is a predicted model, not a curated record.
UCGUGUCUUGCCGCGUCGGCCUGAAGACGCAGAACAUCUCAGACGCGACGAUGCAAGAGGAACUCUAAAUCGGCAUAGUAUGGGUUGUGUUCCUUGAGGUAGCGAACUUGACUGUCAGAAAGGGCGUCAUGCUUGAUUGGCUUCGCUACCUCACGGACCCCAGCCCAUUCUAUGCUGAUAUUGAGAUUGAUCGUAAUUGUGUGGAUGGAGGCUUUGGCACACGUCUUCAGCAGAAUCCAGAUGAUAUUCCUGCAUCGUGGCCAGCCAGUAUCGCAUCUAUUGCAUCUGCUCUCACAACGCCUGGUACUCCUGACUAUGAGGCGCCAGAGACUGAGGCACAUGACACCUUUGAGCUGCCAACAAGGCUCUGGGUCGAUGGUCGCGAUACUAUGUCGGAGACUGAGCGCCAAGCUGCCAUACUAACGAGGCUACAGUUGGGAAACGAUAUGAUCAAUAUGCCAGCCCGCGGUCCAGGCACCGUGCUGGAUGCUCAGACACCUGGUCUCCUUUCAAUGUGCUUUCCACAGCUUUUUCCUCUUGGCACAUUUGAAUUCUUUGUCCAUGAUUCCAGACCUCGGCCAUUCACACUCUCAUUCUUUGCGAAGAGGGCUAUGCAGAUGGGUGAUGGCCGUUUUGCCAGGCAUCCCUGCUUUCCAUUUUUUUUGCAAAAUAUGCUGGACAAGAAUCGCGUCAGCUCCAGUGCAGGCCACACAUUGAAUCCUCAAAUCACAGAUAUGAGGCACCACCGGCGCUCCAAGCUACACAAAAAUCUCGCCCGAAUGACAGCUGGAGGAUUCCGUCAGAGUCUCGGCGCAAAGACUCCCGCAGAACAGAAAGUGCUGAUGAGUGGUCUGCGUCGCCUGGACAGAAUGUCAAGGGAGCGCCGGCAUACUGGUACAAGCAGCGCGGCCAUCUACGUCCCAUGAUUACAUAGGUUGGAGGUGUCUGGCGUCUUGAUAAGUUGAUAGAGAUCAUAGUCAAUUCGCUCACCAUAG